CAAUGGGCCAUUUUCAACUCUCGGUUACAGGAGGCUGAUAGAUAAUGGCGUACAGAAAUGUAGUUGAAUCAUUUAUUGAAAGUGAUGAAAGUAUUAUAUUAUUUUAAGGGUUGCAUAAGCUAUUUGUCGCAUUGAAAAGUUUAUUGGCAAUAUUUAUGACACAUGGAUCUGGACCUUUUGGUCGAGCCUCAGUGAUAUAACCUCAAAGGAUGUUGCAUCCGCAUGUCUCUGGCCUUUCUUGACACUUAUAAUCUAUAAAUAAGUAAUUAAACCUGUUGCUGAAAUAAAUUACAAAUAUAUAAAUUUCAUGAUGAACAUUCAGAACAUUGUUAAGCCAAGAAACGUAUAACCUCAAAAAAUUAUGGAAGAAGACCCGACUCCUCAAGAUCUUCAACGAAAGCUCUAUUUCUUGGUGGAACAGCUUCAACACAUGGCUUCGUCACUCUCUCCGAAAUACCAACAGCGUCUUCCAUAUGAAUUAUUAUCAGGUUUGGCAAAUUCCCUCCUAAAUGACACUAUUUUCGAGAUCGUGAAAGGGUUAAUGGAAAUUCAGCACGUUACGGAAAAGCAUCUUUUUCAACAACGUUUGCAAUUACUGAACCAGCAGAAAAUUGAACUCCAAGAAGCAAUGUCAGCUUUGACUACGGAAGAAGAUCGCGUGGCUGCAAAAGUAGCUUUAUAUAAAAAACAUAAAGACGAAGUGAAACAAACAGAUAUGAACUUGGUUCUGCAACUUGAUCAGAAAGUUUCUGAUCAGCAAAGUAUUCUCGAGAAGGCUGCCGUUCCUGGGUUUUACGUUACAACCAACCCUAUGGAGAUUCAGGUUCAAAUGAGACUAUGUGAUUUUAUUAUCAGGUUGAGUAAAAUGGAUAUUCCUAGGUAACGUAAUUCACACAAAAUUUCGUCGCCUAUAAUGUAAUCAAUGUAAUCCUUUAUUUUAAUGAGUUCUUGUAAAUAUUCCUCGACAAAUCUACUCUCGGAAAGGUGGAUUCGUUUCUUAUUUUAUAGAAACAUUUUUGUACAGAUAUGUAAUGAAUUCAAGACUAAUUAAUUUGUUCAUUAUUCUUGAGAUAAUAAAUUUUGUAAAUGUUUUUGACGUUCCAAUGAUUCCAUGUUGAAUAAAACUGAGAUUACCCAUUUCAUAUCAUAAAUGGAUGA
Molecule: messenger RNA, 1158 nt
Organism: Belonocnema kinseyi
Lineage: Eukaryota; Metazoa; Arthropoda; Insecta; Hymenoptera; Cynipidae
Gene: gdl
Product: gonadal protein gdl
Exons: 1
Coding region: 362-883 (173 amino acids)
Source: RefSeq, a predicted model, not a curated record